This is a messenger RNA of Fulmarus glacialis (Northern fulmar), 1517 nucleotides long. RefSeq names its product ethanolamine kinase 1 (gene ETNK1). NCBI's taxonomy places the organism in Eukaryota, Metazoa, Chordata, Aves, Procellariiformes, Procellariidae. The coding region runs from base 1 to 1059 and encodes 352 amino acids. The record is from RefSeq and is a predicted model, not a curated record. Gene Ontology annotation, cellular component: cytoplasm. Gene Ontology annotation, molecular function: ethanolamine kinase activity. The transcript is spliced from 8 exons. Gene Ontology annotation, biological process: phosphatidylethanolamine biosynthetic process.
AUGAAGAUGACUGAGGAUCUGGAGAGGCUGGGAGGGCUGGGACUGUUUGGCCUGGAAAAAAGAGGGCUUGCAGGGAUCUUAUCAAUAGAUCUGAGUUGUUUAUGCAUUAUUCUUACUUUUCAGCUGUUCACCGAUGGAAUCACCAAUAAACUAAUUGGCUGCUACGUGGGUGACAUAACAGAUGAUGUGGUUCUAGUUAGGAUCUAUGGAAAUAAGACCGAGCUCUUAGUAGAUCGAGAUGAGGAAGUGAAGAGUUUUCGCGUGUUGCAGGCUCAUGGCUGUGCACCUCAACUAUACUGUACUUUCAAUAAUGGCCUGUGCUACGAGUUCAUGCAGGGAGAGGCACUGGAUCCAGAGCAUGUAUGCAAUCCAGAUAUUUUCAGACUUAUUGCCAGACAGCUUGCUAAAAUCCAUACUAUUCAUGCACACAAUGGAUGGAUCCCUAAAUCUAAUCUGUGGCUGAAGAUGGGGAAAUACUUCUCUCUCAUACCCACAGAAUUUACAGAUGAGGAAGUAAAUAAAAGGUUUUUAAGUGACAUUCCAAGUCCUCAAGUUCUGCAGGAAGAGAUGGCCUGGAUGAAGGAAAGACUGUCAAAUUUAGGAUCACCGGUGGUACUCUGUCACAAUGACCUGUUGUGUAAGAAUAUUAUUUACAACAAGAAACGAGGUGAUGUGCAGUUCAUAGACUACGAGUACUCUGGAUACAACUACCUGGCUUAUGACAUUGGAAAUCACUUCAAUGAAUUUGCAGGAGUAAAUGAGGUAGACUACAGCCUUUAUCCUAACAGAAAAUUACAGGAACAAUGGCUGAGAUCUUAUCUUGAGGCCUACAAAGAGUAUAAAGGAUUUGGCACAGAAGUCAGUGAAAAAGAAGUUGAAGUUCUAUAUGUCCAAGUCAAUCAGUUUGCACUGGCUUCCCACUUCUUUUGGGGAUUGUGGGCUCUAAUUCAAGCCAAAUAUUCCACCAUUGACUUUGAUUUUCUAGGGUAUGCAAUUGUUCGGUUUAACCAGUAUUUCAAAAUGAAGCUGGAGGUCAUGACAUUAACUCUUCCUGAGUAAUGAAGAGGAAGAAACUGACCAAGUGGAGAGACAACCCCUGAAUCUUUUCUGAGAACAGAUACUGGAAAAAAGCUAAACAUUUGUUGAAGUUCUGUAAUGCUCACUUGGUGGUUCUUGCUUUAUAAAUAAUGCCUCUAAACAGUCCUUCAAUGUUAAAUUUAAUAUGAAGAGCAUACGUAUUGCUGUUGAUAUAAAACGGAUUAGAAACUUGCUAAAUCUAUAAAAAGUUGUAGAAAUGGCAAUUUAAUCCUUCUUUGUAAUUUAACAUAUGUUGUAUGUGAAUUAUUUAUUAUAAGUUUAACAUGAUUCCAUUGCUGCUUUCAUCGGUUUUUGUAAAAGUUGGGUGCAGACAGUGAAGUUGUUCCAAAGGAUUCAUUUAACAACUUAUUUUAUUGAAGUUGCAUUAACUUAUAUUAAAGAAAACAUGGUCAGAGAAUAUUAACCUUUUAGAUGUAUAC